UCUGCCACUCAAACGAGAGACUUCGACCAAACUUGGAGAAAUUUGGUAAAAAACCUACUGAGAAAUGACUUACCAGGCUUUAAUUUCAGAAGAAGAUCUGCACUGCCCUGUGUGCUUUGAGCUCUUCACCAACCCUGUGGUUCUGGAAUGCAGCCAUAGUUUCUGCCGUACGUGCAUUGACAACUGUUGGAACGGUCAGUUCACAAGAAUAUGCCCUGUUUGUAGGGCAUCAUGUCUCAGUGAAAGGCCACCAGCCAAUUUGGCUCUGCGGAACAUAGUGGAGAAUUUUCGAGUCAGGCAACAGUCCAAUGUAGAAGAGCCAGAACAAUCCAGUCAAGAGAGUCAAGAAAGGGAAUCAACACAGAGUCCAGAGGAGCGCUGUGCAACCCAUGGAAAGAGAUUCUUCUUCUUCUGCGAGGAUGACCAGGAGACUUUGUGUACAGUUUGUCAGUAUUCUAAGAGGCACAAGGACCAUCAGCUUAUUCCACUGGAAGAAGCUGCCAAGGAACUUAAGGAAAUGGUGAGGCUCUCAUUAUGGCCACUUAAGGAGGAUCUAAUGACCUUCCAGACACAAAAGGAUGAGUGUCUGAAGACAACACAGCACAUCAAGGAACAAACCAGACUCACUAGGGAUUUGAUCAAAAAGGAUUUUGAGCAGUUGCGUCACUUCCUGCGGCUGGAGGAAGCGGCACGGAUCUCAAUGCUGGAGGAUGAAGCAGAGAUGAAAAAUGAAAUCAUGCAGGAGAAAUUGGAAGACCUCAGCAAUAAAAUAGUGAGCCUCUCCAACACCAUCCAAAACAGAGAGACAGAUCUGGAAAGAGAAGAUAUCCAGUUCCUCCAGGCUUAUAAAAGCUACACUGACAGUGUUAUCUACAGUCCUCAAGACUCCAAUGUGUUAGCACCAGAUUCUCUUAUAGAUGUUUCUAAGCACGUGGGAAACCUAAAGUUUAAAGUGUGGGAGAAGAUGUUGGGACAAGUGCAGUACAGUCCCAUAAUAAUGGAUCCAAACACUGCAGCUAAAUGGCUGAAACUGUCUGAGAACUUGACCAGUGUACAUUACAGAGACUUACAGUCAGACAUUCCUAAUAACCCAGAGCGCUUUGACCUCUGUGUUUGCGUUCUGGGUAAUGAAACUCUCAGUGCAGGCAUGCACUGCUGGGAGGUGGAGGUGGGGAAUAAGACUAAAUGGGACUUGGGUGUUGUGAAGGAGUCUGUGAGCCGUCAGGGCAUUCUGAACGUCAACUCCGAGUCUGGAUUUUGGGCUCUGGCUUUAAGAGAGGGUGGCCAAUACUGUGCCAGUACAAAACCCUGGACUAAGCUCUAUGUGAAAAGGAAACCACACAGGAUCCGUGUCUGCCUGAACAACAACAAUAAGGAACUCUCCUUUUACGACCCAUUUGACAUGACGCAUAUCUACACCUUUUCACAUCUGCCCACCAAAAAGCUCAUUCCUUUCUUCUCUCCAUGUGUGAGUGACCAGGGAAGCAAUACUGAGCCGCUGAGAAUUGUGCCAGUGAAGGUGGCAGUAACCAUCACUCCAGAACUGGCUGACUGAACAUAUACCCACACUCUCAGAUUAAAAAAAAAGUAAAAAAGUUGUUACUCGGGUGGUACCUUUUCAAAAAAUCUAUGUAUUUUUUUUUAUCCCUAAAUGGUGCAUGUUAGCACCUUAAUUGUACACAUUAGACAAUGGAGUAACUAAAUGGUACAUUUUAGUGCUUAAAAGGUGCAAUUUAGUAACUUUUGAAAGGGUACUGUCCCACCUUUUGUUCCUUUUUUUUCUGAGCUUCUCAGAAAGUUUCUCAGAAAAAGAAAAAAAAUAGAAGCUUUCUGAGCUUCUCAGAAAAAAAACAAAAAGCUUCUGUUGCUUCUAUUAUUACUGACCCCUCUCAUUAUUUGCAUUAUUUCUUUCAGCUUCUCCCAUCAGGUUGUCAGUUUAGAACUCAUUUGGCCAGAAGGAAGGCUUGUAGUAAUUUUUUUUCCUACUGCAAUUUCUAUUCUAAAGGUCAAACAGAUUUGUGUUUUUUUUUUAUUAUUAUUAUUAUUAUUAUUAUUAUAGAGGUGUUUUUUGUGGUUGGGUUGUUGUGUGUGCUUUUUUUGUACUGUGUAUAUGUGUGCCUUUUACUUAAGACAAAUUUCUAUUACUUCUAUAAACCUUCUGAAAAUGAGUCCCUCAGUUGUCUUCAGUGCAAAAGAUGGAUCUCAAAAUUAUACAGCCAAUGUUGGAAAGGGUGCAAAUACACAAAAAUGCUUUUGGGAUUUCAAAGAUUUUUCUGAAGAAUAGCAGGCAGUUUACAAACAAGGGACUCAUGAACAACUAUCACUAAACAAAAAAACACAGCUGUGAAUCACUGAGGUAACAACACAGUAUUAAGAAUCAAGUGUAUGUAAACUUUUGAAUUGGAUCAUUUUUAUAAAUAAACUACUAUUUUCUCUUGUGGACUA
Labeo rohita (rohu) is the source of this 2445-nucleotide messenger RNA. RefSeq names its product zinc-binding protein A33. Gene Ontology annotation, molecular function: zinc ion binding; protein binding. Bases 65 to 1555 code for a protein of 496 amino acids. The transcript is spliced from 6 exons. Lineage: Eukaryota; Metazoa; Chordata; Actinopteri; Cypriniformes; Cyprinidae. The record is from RefSeq and is a predicted model, not a curated record.